Molecule: messenger RNA, 732 nt
Organism: Nelumbo nucifera (sacred lotus)
Lineage: Eukaryota; Viridiplantae; Streptophyta; Magnoliopsida; Proteales; Nelumbonaceae
Source: RefSeq, a predicted model, not a curated record
AUGGCUUUAUCCUUUGCUGUCAAGGGCAUGGGAGAUCUUCAUUACAUUCUUGGUGUUGAGGCCAUUCGACUUCCUACUGACAGUCUAGUGGCCCAUUACCUGAUCCAACUUUUCAGGUCCACGGUUGGAGCAUUGCAAUAUCUUUCUUUUACGCGGCCUGACAUUUCAUUCGCGGUUAGCAAAGUCUACCAGUUUAUGAAUGCAUCCACCUCUAAUCAUUGGACAACUGUAAAGCGUAUACUUCACUACCUCAAAUCAACCAUUUACUAUGGUUUAUGCCUCACUUCCAACAAGUCUCUCCAGUUGCAUGCCUUUAGUGAUGCUGAUUGGACCGGUUGCCUUGAUGAUCGAAAGUCUCAAGGUGGGUACUAUGUGUUUCUAGGCGAUAAUCUCAUUUCUUGGUCUUUGAAGAAGCAACCAACUGUUUCUACAUCCAACACUGAGGCUGAAUAUAGGAGUAUUGCUUGCACCACAUCUGAAGUUCUCUGGCUUCAAUCUUUAUUGCAUGAACUUGGAUCUUUCUCGUCCUGCAUCCCCAUUCUAUGGUCUGACAAUAUUGGUGCCACUUACCUAAGCAUCAACCUAGUUUUUCAUGCACGAUCCAAACAUAUCGAGCUUGAUGUGCACUUUGUUCGGGGUCAAGUUUCCAAGCAUCACAUCUCCAUCCGUUUUCUCUCCUCCCAUGAUCAACUUGCUGAUAGCCGCGGUUUUCGUGGAUCACUAGCAAGCUGA